Molecule: messenger RNA, 4220 nt
Organism: Bolinopsis microptera
Lineage: Eukaryota; Metazoa; Ctenophora; Tentaculata; Lobata; Bolinopsidae
Product: unc-112-related protein-like
Exons: 17
Coding region: 722-2680 (652 amino acids)
Biological process (GO): integrin-mediated signaling pathway; cell-matrix adhesion
Cellular component (GO): cell-substrate junction
Molecular function (GO): integrin binding
Source: RefSeq, a predicted model, not a curated record
AGUAGGAAUGUUAACAAGAUGUUCUGAAGAUGAUGAACACAACUCUUCUGAACAGCUCCUAUCAACUACCUUAUCGCUUCCAAAAGCUUACUCGACCACUUUCUGUACAACUCCGCAGUCCUCAACAUGAACCAUCAGAAGAGGCUCUGCUUGACAGAGAGGAUGACGAUCAUAGGGUAACAAAUCUGACUAUAAAGAACAGUUACAGUCAACCUAUUGAUGAAAUUGAAGUCAGCAAUCAACAAGGUUCAAAACACGAUCAACUCCAGAUCUGGAAGCAAUCUGAAAAGAUGUAAGAUGCUACAUGUCCUAGCAACAAUUCCUAGACCAAUCCUGCCAUUUCAAACAACAGAAACUCUCAGUGAUUUUCAAUCCGUUAUGAGUUGAUUACCCUGUUAAUCAUUCCUAUUUGGUUUGAUUGUGAGCAUUGUAAUCGAUUCAAUAUUUUUUCAACAAUAGUGUAAAUACUGACACCUAAUCUUAACAAUGCAAAAUUGGAAAACCACUGAGGCACAAAUGGGACAAAAGGACACGACACAGCAUGUGGUGUUACCUAUUUUAAGCCUCUCAAGGCAAAAAAGUAAAACAAUCGAGGCCCUAAGGAUGCACACCUGGGAUAUUGGUAUUCUUUCUGUUAUAAAUACUUCAUAUAUGUGUUGUGUGGUGGACCUUGAUAGUGCAAGUGUGAUUAAAGCAGGAAGCAGCAUUUUUAGAAUCCAGAAUGCACCAAUGGGCGCUUAAAGUAAAUGUCCCUGACGCAAGCGUCACCAAGACGUUAACUGUGUCUGGUGAAUCUACUGUAUCAGAAGUCACUCUUAAACUAGUAGAGUUAUUAGGUAGUUUAAAAAACUGGUCAAAGUAUGCACUGUGGUGUACGGAUAAAAAGACUUGGUUGAUAGCUCCUCGUGCUACACUCAACACAUAUGGCCUUGAUGCAGGUAACAAAGUGAUCUUCACGACAACCAGUAAAAAGUUGUCAAUCCAGCUGCCGGACAGAUCUCAGCUAGAUUUGGAGAAAGCAGAUUUCAGUAACACUUUGUUCUCGGUAGUGUGUACUAUCUGUCGGGAUCUGAGGGUACGACAUCCUGAGGAGCUCUCUUUACUUAGGUGUGCUAAGGAAGAAGAUUUGAAGGAUGCGAGGAAUGUCACAGCUCGUCGUACUUUCCGUGUCCGCAAGGCAAACAAGCCCAAACCAAAGAAGGAUGCUGGUGCUUCCCAGGAUAAGAUGGAUACUUUUGGUGCUUCAAAUGGAGAGACGCUGUCACCUCACGGAUCAGUAGCUAACGUGUGCCAGCUUACUCCUGAUGAGAUAGAUCAUAUUGACAUCAAGGAGGGUAAGACCAUGGAUGAGCGAGCCAUGAUGAACGCGGGAUGGCUGGACAGCAGCAAGUCUCUCAUGGAACAGGACGUUCAAGAAGGGGACAUGUUGCUCCUGAGGUUCAAAUACUUUGCUUUCCUGGAUCUCAACAAACAGAGAGACGAAGCUCGUAUAAACGCUCUGUUCCACCAAGCUAUCAGAUCAGUGUUAUCUGAAGAUGUUGUACCUACUGAGUCAGAGUGUCUUGAGUUCGCUGCUCUUCAGUUUGCAGUUGAGCAAGCAGUGAGGAAUCCCCCAAAACUAGCCCCGGCCAUGGCACCCGGUAAAGAUGACCUGGACUCUGCUUUGGCUGAUUUGGAGGUCUCCCUCGGAGCUAACGAUCCUGAUCUGGAGAAACUGAACAACACAGUGCUCCCUAACUACAACAGAGAACUACAAGCAAACCUGAAAUUCAAGAAGCCGAACAAGAUUUUCUUCUUCUUGGCCAAGCCAAAGAUGCACAAGUUUACAUUCAGAGAUACAACCAUGUCAUUCUUUAAGGAUGCGGCAGGUUCUGGACCCCCUGAUUUCGUCCAAGAUCUUAAAGAUUGCUCGAUUGUUCCAGAAGUGGAUGUCAGAAAAGGAAAAUACAUCCUACACAUCAAACCUCCUGGCGGAAAAGAAUACCUCGUUCUGUUCGGAGAUAAAGAAGAGUUUUGCCAAUGGACUGCAGCGUGCCGUCUGGCUAGCAAGGGAAAGCCAAUCAGCGACAGUACCUACGACAGUGAGAUCGACAUCGUAAAGACGAUGGCAAACAUGCAGGAGCAUUCCCAGACCCUGAAACUAAACAGGAACAAGCGAGCUGUUGUCACUUCUGACGAGAUAAAAACUGAAGACUUUGUCUCGGCGAGGGUUGGAAGAAAACACCGACCGGAACAAUUGGCUAAUUUGAUCCUUGAUGCUCACAACAUGUUACCCAGACGAGAUCACACCGCUACCGAACUUAGACUCAAUUACAUCUUGAAGUGGGAGAGACUGAUGGACUUUGGAAUCAGCUACUUUAUCGUCAAGUUCGAUAAGUCUAAAAAAGAGGAACUACUGGGAAUAUCUAGAACCCACAUGAGCAAGUUUGACCUGGCGCCCCCACAUGAGCUUCUCAAGACCUGGCACUGGACUUCUCUGCAGAGCUGGAAUGUUAACUGGGAGAUCAGAAAGUUAACGUUUAACGUUGACGGAGACUCCCACGCAUUUGAAUGCAACUCAUCCGAAAUCAAGAUCGUGCACGAAUACAUUGGUGGUUACAUCUUCCUGACCCUGCGCAAGGAGUCGGACACUGAGCUAGACAAGGAAAUGUUCUACAAGCUGACCGGAGGAUGGCAGUGAGGGAGGCUCGCUGACUGGAGGGCGGCGGUGAGGGGGUCUUACAUCUCUCAUACCCCUUCCGGGAUCUGGGAUCUUCUGGUGUUAGUUGGCAGAAACUUGAUAGUAGACCGACUUGUAAGGGUCGACUUCCUCGACACUUAAACUAAACUCUUGCACCCCAAUAUUUUAUAUUUUCUCAUACGUUAGGCUCCGAUUCAUCUUUUGGCAGAAUUUGUAAUUGUUCCCAGUGAUAAACAAGCCGUCAUUGACUGGAAUUUUCGCUGUCUGAAAAGACGUUUCUACUGAUUUUAAAACGUAGCUCCUGAAGAAUUUUAGGUUUUACCAUGAGCAUGGAAUGUUAUGCGGAGCUGAGUGUGAAAUAGCAUUCAUUAUUUCUCGAAUGAAUCGCUCUUGACUGAAGCCGUUUGUAAGCUGAGAAAUUUUGAUAUUUGAUUCUUAAUUUUUUGUUAGAUGUUGCGUGUCUGUUUUGACAGAAAAUAAUGGACACCGAGGACCUAAGUGUCACUUAAAAUAAUUUAAAUGGGUCUUACGAAUCAUUAACUUUUAUGACUAGGUUGGUAGGUGUAGACUAUAUAUCAUUAAUUUUUGUACGUUUUUAAAAUAUUAUUAGUUUAACUUACAUGUUGAAAGAUUACAAUGGUGUUGGAAAAUUUCUUACCGGAACCCUUCAUAUUGUUCCAAAUAGAUAUUCUGAUUUCCCGUCAUAUAUUAUUAAAACUGUUUUCAAAAGUUAAUCAAACCGCUCAGAAACUCUGUAAUAUGUAUUCAAAAAUGAUGAACAAAUAUUGAAAAACUUUAUCAAUCAAAUUUAUUCUGCUUCUGAUAUUAAAAAAUCCCUUUUUUGCGAUUGGUUUCCAUUGAAACGAUUGCUUUAUUAUCGACCGAGAAAAUUCAAUCUUGGAGCAUAAUUUCCGUUCUUUUUUGACAUUUUGUACAUACUUUUUUUGUAAAUCAACUGCCGAGGAAUUAUGAGUGUGAUCGAUGGUUAAAGAUUUUCUCUUUUUGUGUCAAAUUAUUUCGCACUGCAGUUUGCUUUUCUGUGGUCAAGAUUGUGCGUUUGUCUAUACCUAUAAGUGUGGAAUGUGGAUCUCAACAAGGGUGUAGCAGUUAUUUACAGAGUUGGAAACUGGAAAAGAUUUGAAGGCUCAGAAACUGUAAAUUUAAUAUUCGCAUAAAUAUGUUCUUACUUGCAAUGGUCAAUUGAGCGGCGUACGAGGAAUGUUUUAUUAACGUUGAAAAGUAAAGGACGAUAAAUAAUAAUUUGAAUGUUUUGGAAUGAAUUUUACUUGACCGGUAAUGAAAAUUUCAUCUAAUUCUAUUGUUGGUCUCAAUGUAUUUUUAGUAUGAUCCAAAUUUUGUGGUUCAUACCUGCAAUCGAUAGUUCAUCGAGUGAAUUUCUGGGUUCAUCCCUCUGAGGGUAAACUCUAGAACAUUUUCCGAAUUUAUAAUCUGAUCCGUGGUCAUUAGCAGAACCAUCCACUAUCUAUAAUUUUGUAGUAAUGUUAUACAAAAAGUUUUAUGAUUGGUUUUAUAAAUUUAA